AUGUGUAGUGGUAGUGCUGAGCAUCAUGAGUCGUAUCGUCAGCCGCCCGACGCCACAUGGGCCGCAUGCUCGACUUCACCGCAUGCGGGGCUGUGCGACGGCGGGUUUCAUGCGUCCGGUCAGGCUCUUUUGUACAUAGAUCUAGAGGGGGCGGCAUGCGAGUUGGACUUGUGGGAGGAGUGGUUCGCAUCAAGGACCGAUAGGCGAGCUGCGGGCGGGCAAAUGCUGGGGCUGCUGCAGCGCGGUGAGAAGGGCUUGGGCAGACAGGCAGACUUGAGGCACUGCCCUACAGUCAAAAGAGUUUGCUUUUCUCCCACCACAUGGUCGAGCGUGCUGGGUGGUGCUGUCGAGGUCUCAGAGAUUGACGUCAUCCCCCAGACCAUAGCAUACAAGCAGCCCCAGGACUUCAAACUGGGCACAGCGGCCCCAUUCUCGCAGUUGCGCCUGAUCCCGCCCGCUUUGCUCAAAAACGAGACGUGA
Messenger RNA from Parastagonospora nodorum SN15, 480 nucleotides. RefSeq lists its product as hypothetical. The record is from RefSeq and is a predicted model, not a curated record. The transcript is spliced from 2 exons. Bases 1 to 480 code for a protein of 159 amino acids. NCBI's taxonomy places the organism in Eukaryota, Fungi, Ascomycota, Dothideomycetes, Pleosporales, Phaeosphaeriaceae.